Molecule: messenger RNA, 354 nt
Organism: Alternaria viburni
Lineage: Eukaryota; Fungi; Ascomycota; Dothideomycetes; Pleosporales; Pleosporaceae
Exons: 2
Coding region: 1-354 (117 amino acids)
Source: RefSeq, a predicted model, not a curated record
AUGACUCCAGACGACGUGGGUGUGGAAGAGUCUGAGGUCGUCUCGAUCGAGCUGAACGAAAUGCUGAACGAGUACGGCAACGAAGAUGUUGCAGAAUCAGUCUCUGAAGCACUAGGCACACUGCUGGUAUCAUAUGUAGAAGAUGCCGUGUACGAAGGUGUGUAUGAGGCCAACGAAGAAGAAUCUGAAGAGGUUUCAGUCUCAGUAGCUGACGACGACUCUUCCGAACUAGUGGGCGUAUAUGAGGAGCCGUCCGUGGUCGAGGAUCUGGACAUGGUACGUGUGGAAGAACGACUCCGGGAAACUCUGGACUUCCUAGACCACGUUGAAGUCGAGGUUGACGAUGACGUGUAA